GAAUUUGUAUUUAAAUUUUAUAGUUUAAGGAUCAAAAAAAAAAAAUAUUGUAUGGAGAAAGUUGAAGUCAAUGAAAUGUGUUUGUGUUGAUAAACGAUUAAAAUGGCCGCCGUUUCGUUUUGAGUACAACAAAAUUUCGGUGCUUAUUGAUUCUCACCAAAUUUCCAAAAAGAAAAUUAUUUAAAAUCUUCUGAUUUAAUGGAUCGACUUGUUGAUAAAGCUUAUUCUAAGUUUUGCACCAUAAAAUAAAGGAAGCGCUUUUAGUGCUAUGCUGUAAGUACUGCUAGUGAUUUUUAUUUAUUGAAAAUACAUGUUGUGAAUGCUUAUAAUGUCCGUUGUGCUUGUGAGUAUAUGAUUGUUAAACGUUCAGAAUAUAUUGUUAAAAACCUAUAAGAUGAGCAAAAGAACUGGUCGGAAGCCGAAACGUGAACGUACAUCAAGACGUCGUACUAGGCGCCAUUCGUCUACAUCGGAAACAUCGUCAGAAGAUGUACCACCUAAAACUCGAGCUACCAGUAGAGUUGAUGAGGUCGAAAGGAAAGUAGCUCUCACAAUAAAACUACCAAAGCCAGAGAGUAAUGAUUGCAAUGAAGAAAACACAACCGGGAUGUGGAAAGUAGAGUGUUCAAAUGGAUCGGAUGGUGAUAUUCAAAAGUUAAAAAUUAGUCUUAGGCGUUCACCUAAAGAUUUAUUAAGAGAACAGGCUGCUGAAGCCAAAUAUGCAGCUGAACGAAAAGAGAAAGAAGAAGCAGCUAGUAGUUCAACACAUUCAUCUGCUUUAGAUGGUAGUGUCACAAACUAUUUAGAACAAUUUGGCAGUACUGUAGUAGUUAAAGAAACUGAACAAAAUAUUGUGGAUUCUAAUGAACAAGUGAAAAUUGUUAUUCCUGCCAAUGAACCAACAUACAAUCAAGGCAAUAUAAGUCAAAUUGAUAAUAAUCAAAUAGAUGACAGUAAAAUUAUAUCUGAUUUAAUAACAUCUCAAGAUGAAUCCAUUGUAAAAAAUAUUUCUAUUGAUAAAAAUAUGCUCAUUGAUGAAGUAGUUAGUGAUACUGUAGUUAAAUCAAAUGUAAUUCUUGAAAAUACUGUAGAUCAAACAACUGUUGCAGUAGAAUCAAUCAAUCCAAUUAAUUUGUCUGAAGAUUUAAUUGGCUCAACAGUCAAUCCUCUUAAUGAGGAAUGCCAAAUUUCGGAAGAAAAAUUGACAAAUGUUGAAGUUAUACCUUCAGAUAUUGAUAUUCCAAUAGCCUUAAGUGAAACAAUUCAGGAUGUUAAUCCAGAAUUUGUUGAAAAUAUAGUAAGUGAGAUAAAUGUAUCUAAAGUCAUAGAAGAAGAAAAUGAAUCUAAUGCUGAGAUAAGUAAAACAGCUAAUGAUAUCAUAGAAGAAAAAACUAAAUCUGAUUUAAUUAAUGAUUCAGAACAGAUGGAAGAUGUUGUACAAUUAACUGUAGAAUCUCCAGAUUUAGUUGAUGAUGAAGAUCCAAAACCAGCUUAUGAAGAAGAACUAAAACCAAUUGAUAAGGAAACUAAACCAGUGGUUGAUAAAGAAUCCAUCUCAGUGGAUAAUAAAGAAUCCAUAACAGUAGAAGAACCAAAACUAGUGUGUGAUAAAGAAUCUAAACCAAUUGUAGAAUCUUAUCCAGUGCAGUUAUUAGAUACACAAAAAGUUGAAGUUGAGGAAGUAGCAAAAUCAUCAUCUUCACAUCCAAAGCGUAAAUGGGGGUCUUGUAAAACAAGGACACCUAUUACGAUUAGUCCUUUUACAUUAGGAAUAAUAAUAGAAUCAAACAGUGAUUUUAUUGGAGAUAAUAGUGAGUAUCGUUCAGAAGAAGGAGAAAUACAAAGAACAGAUUCUGAGGAAGAACAAGAUGUUGAAGAAGCUAUGGAAAUGAAUGAUACCAUGUUAAUUGAUCAUGAAGCAGUUGAUUAUGAAGCUCCUGAUGAAGAAGAAAAACCAUCAGACAUUGAUGAUGAUGAAUGCAAAUCUGAAAAAUCCUUAACAGAAGAAGUUAAUAAAGUAGAGCCAAAAAAGAAUUUAUCCGCUGUAAAACAUUUAACUUCAAAUGUCAUCCGGAUUACUAAUCUUGUCCGGCCAUUUACUGUUGGUCAACUAAGAGAUUUGUUACAAAGGACAGGAAAAAUUGUUUCCAAUGGAUUUUGGAUUGAUUCAAUUAAAUCGCAAUGUAUUGUUGAGUAUGAAAAUGAAGAUCAGGCUAUUGAAACUGUAUACGCAUUAAAUGAAUCCCAGUGGCCAUCAACCAAUCCUAAAUUUUUAAGAGUUGUUUUUACUGAUAAAGAAGAAUUAAAUAAAGCUUUAAAUGGAACUCAACCAGACCGUUUGGAGAAGCAAAAUGAGUCAAAAGUAGAAAAACUUAGAACUCGGGUGGAAAAUAAUAUUAUUUUACGUGAAUGGGACAGAGGCAAAUUGGAAGAUAUGAAUGGUGAAAAAGAAGAUAAACCUACUAAAAGAAAAAUAUCUGAUGAUCAUUUUUCAAAGGAUAAAAAAGUAAAAAAAGAUCUACAGGACAAACAAAAAAAAUCUAAAACUCCUGAACGUAUUCCUACUAAAAGUUUAGAUGAACUGUUUCGAAAAACUAAAACUUCCCCAACAUUAUAUUGGUCUCCACUUUCUCUUGAACAGAUAACAGAAAAAGAAGACCAACGACGUAAACAUUUAGCAGAAAUGGAACGGUCUCAAAAAACUGAUCGUAGAAGAAGAGAUAACAACAAUAUUUAUCCUAGAAGGCGUUAGCAAUUGUAUAUAGAAAGUAUUUUAUAUAUUAAAAGAAAAUACCUACAUUUUAUAUCAAUUGGUACCUCCGAGAUUUGUCACCAGAUACCAGAGGGUAACUCAUUAACACAUAGUAAAAACUGCAUAAUUAUUGUAGGCUAAUUUUUUCAUAAACUGUUUUUUUUUUUUUAGGGAUAUCACAAUCCAAGCUGUUUUUAUGAUAAUUUGAUUA
Molecule: messenger RNA, 2963 nt
Organism: Sipha flava (yellow sugarcane aphid)
Lineage: Eukaryota; Metazoa; Arthropoda; Insecta; Hemiptera; Aphididae
Gene: Acn
Product: apoptotic chromatin condensation inducer in the nucleus
Exons: 2
Coding region: 395-2752 (785 amino acids)
Molecular function (GO): nucleic acid binding
Source: RefSeq, a predicted model, not a curated record